AUGGUCUACGACUGGGACCGCCACCAGCAGACAUGUUACCGGCUCUACAUCGACGAGGGCAGGCCCCUCGAGGACAUCAGGGCGCAUCUGAAGAGCGUCCACGGCUUCGCCCCGAGCAAGAGGGCCUUCCAGGCGCAGUUUAGACGCUGGAACUUUCCCCCGAAGCAGCGGCCGGCGCACGCCAAUGACCGGCUAGUCAGUCGGGUCAAGGAGCUCUGGGAGAAGAACCUCGCCCAGCGGGACAUGUUGCGGGUAUUGAACGAGGAGGAUGGCUUCAACAUCAAGGCCAGAGAGCUGAUGCGCCUCAGGACGCGGAACAGGUGGCUGCUGCGGGCGCCAAACGGAGAAAGGUUCAGGAGCUGGGAGCCCGAAGGCAGCGGAGGCACUGUGGAACAAGAGCCUCAGAGCCAGGACUCGACACACGCUGUCCGAAACGAGCCCGAAUCGUUCCCCAAUGAGUCCGACCACGGCAAGCGGAACCGGCGACGGCGACGGCGCAGAGCCGCGUCCGACGACCGAGCCGGCUUGAAUGCCCGGUUCCCGUCCGAAACGACGCUCGACCAAGCUCGCCACAUCCUCGGCCUGGACCCCGCCACGUACCGCACCCUUCGCAGCACCUUUCGGCUUAUAUGUCACCAAGAGGGCGUGUCUAAGAAGACGCUCGCUGGCGCCGAGGGAUGGGAGACAGUCAAGGCGCGCCUGGUGCGGGACCUACCCCAGCUCCAGACGGCCCUGUGGACGGCCAGGGACCAUCCCGAGCCGGGUAAGCUGGCUCUCGAUGUGAUCUGCACCGACGUUACCAAAAGGAUGCGCAAUUUGGAGACGCGCAUGACGCUGGCCGAAGCUAAAAACGCGCUGGGCGUUAAUCCCGAGGAAUCGCGCGACAUGCGCGCCGACCUUCACCGCAUGCUGUCGGAGUCGUCAUUAAAGUGCAAGUCAGAGGCGAGUCCGCAGCAGUGGGAAGACCUGAAGCGGAGAUGGAGCGACAGGUCGAUUCUGGUCCAGCGAAUCAUGGAGGGCGUGAACGGCGACCCAGACUCGCGCAACAAGGUUCGAGCUUUGGAGGUUGUCGCCAGAGACGUCAUGAAGAGGAUCCGCGAUGGCAAGGGGCGCGUGGAGCAGCGAAGCACCCAGCAGCCGUCUCUCGGUGCAGACGUCUCAUCGUACGGUGAGCGGGCAACGGGUAGUGAUAAGACGAUGGAGCGUCAAGGCUCGCCAGCCGAGGGGCUUGAGGCAGAUCUGGGAGACGACGUGGGCAGCAACGCCUUUGACGACAUGUCGGAAGUGUCGCACACCUCGCAGGUGGCCUUCAGCCCUGCAAGCAGCUCCGAGAGCACCCCGUUGGAUGUCCCAGAGCGGCCACAAGCGUUGAGCCUUGCAACCCCCCGAGAGACCCUGCCCCAGGCCCCGGUCCUCGAGUCCUCCCUGUCGGUGGCCAUGGGAAUGGAAUCGCAAAUGGAGUCUUCACUUCUUCUCGGGGCCCACGCACCACCAGACUUCAUCGACGAGCCAUACGUCCAUCCCCAGUACGCUUCCACCGCGUCACCCGCGUCCGUCUUUUCGCACAUUGAGCCCGUCUCUUCUGCGUGUGCGGUGUACUUCCGCCUGCACCCGUCGUCGAGCUUCAUGGCGAGUGCAGGCUUAUGGAUAGCGACGCUGGACACCCACUCGGUAGAAGAGCUCCGGGACACGGCCGUCGAGAGGUUUCCUGGCACCAUUUGCGUGCGCGUCGAGGGCAUCCUCAAGGAUGGCAAGGGGCGCGAGCUGCCGCUGCAGAUCGGGGAGGACCAGGAGCUGAGCGCCUACCUGGCGCAUCUGCAGGGCGCGGCACCCACGUUUAGUGUGCAGCUGGUGUGGAAGACGUCCUGA
Hirsutella rhossiliensis is the source of this 1869-nucleotide messenger RNA. Its product is annotated as clr5 domain-containing protein. Lineage: Eukaryota; Fungi; Ascomycota; Sordariomycetes; Hypocreales; Ophiocordycipitaceae. The transcript has 2 exons. The record is from RefSeq and is a predicted model, not a curated record. The coding region runs from base 1 to 1869 and encodes 622 amino acids.